CCCACUGUCAGCCUCCGCCUCCAUCCCUCGCCUCCACCCUUCCUCCAAUGCUGACUCUCUUCGCACACGGCUGCGACCCGACAAGGCACUCGGCCACGUUCGAUGCCGCCACGCCGCUUCUCGAGGCGGCUUUUGAAAUCGCACGGACCGGGACUGGAGGCCCGUUCGAGCUCGGCUUCUCGUCAAACAUGUCGGCGGCCGGAGCGAACCCGUCGUCGCUGUACGCACAGGCGCUCCUCGGGCCGUGGGGAGAGGGCGACACGCACUCUCGGAAACAUUACAUGCGGGACGGGCAGUAUGCGUUGAAGUCCCGCGACGCGGUGGUUUCGAUGCUCUGCACUCCGCCGGAGCGGGAGUCCACCUACUUUUCGUGGGAAACGUACGUGUCGGAGCGGCUCUCGUGGCCAGUGAUGGAGUGGAACCAAGGGCAGGGCGCGCCGAUCAGCACGUUGAUCAAUGCGGCGACACUAACGUCGGACCACCGGAAAGCUGGGGACACCGGCUUCUCUCCCUUCAACCGGAGCCUGAUCUUGGUCACGACGGCGGACGCCGCCACCGCCGCAGCGGUUGCCUCCGCCAUGGAGCGCGUUGCGCCCGCGCAGACGGAUGUCCGCGUCGUCACGCUGAACGGCACGAACACCACCCUCCACUUUGCGCGCGGUUCUCCCUUCGAGCCGCUCGUCGAACGGCCCGACCUCUUUCAGUCGCUGCUGCGUGUGCACGUGCGCGACACGAACGCGCGGGCGGUGCGCGAGUACGUCGCGAAUCGUUUCCCCGUGAUGCGCGUCUCGCCUCGUGCCGCUGCUCUGUUCCGCCCGUUGCCGCCGGCCACGGAGCCGCGCGCGGCGACGGGCCUUGGCAACGAGGCCGGCAUGGCGGCCCCACUGGUGGAGCUGCGCGCCGCAGUCGUUCGAAUGGCUGCCGCCGCCAACCUCACGCUGGCGGCCGAGGUCGGCUUCACCGCGGUCGAGCUCGACAAGUGGCGAUGCCUCACCGACCCACGCUACGCGCCGUGGCGGCUGCACCCCCGCGGCGGCUGCCUCGGCACCGUCUCCGACGCGCGCUACUCCCUCUCCGACCGCAACCUGCCGGUGAGUGCCGCGACGCCGCUCGUCGUGGCGAUCGGCGUGGACCACGUCGCGAUGGGCAACGCCGCCUCCGCAGACCUGCUCGCAGGCACCGCCGUCGCCGUCACGCCGGAGCGGCUCCGCGGCUCCGCCAGCCACUUCCUCGGUCGAGCCGAGCCGCGCCUCUUCGCCUUCGCCUUCGCACUCGACUGCAAGGCCCCCGCCGCCGCCGCCGCGCAGCCGUACUGCUUGCGCCCGCCGCGCGAGCUGCUCGAAGGCGCCUACGGAGCUCUCGCUGCGGCACCCGAAGGCACGCCUUUCGUCCUGUGGGCAUGUGCGCUGCGGUACGAAGCGUACAUGGACCCGGCGACCGGCACGCGCCCCUCCAUUGGACUGGUGCAGCCCACGGCGCUGGCGUUCGUGCCCGCCGCCCGCGCCGCGACCGGAACGGCAUACUGAGGUCUCCAUGCCGCGCUGGCGUUCGUGCCCAAGCACUAGCUGAGGUAUCCAUAUGCCUCGCGCGAGUAAUUCGGCACAGGCGAGCAGGUCAAACAAAUAAACAACCCUUUUCCUGGCAAGCUAGGAUUAUAACUUAAGAUGUUCACGCCCCC
Molecule: messenger RNA, 1678 nt
Organism: Emiliania huxleyi CCMP1516
Lineage: Eukaryota; Haptophyta; Isochrysidales; Noelaerhabdaceae
Exons: 9
Coding region: 48-1526 (492 amino acids)
Source: RefSeq, a predicted model, not a curated record